Molecule: messenger RNA, 2012 nt
Organism: Dipodomys spectabilis (banner-tailed kangaroo rat)
Lineage: Eukaryota; Metazoa; Chordata; Mammalia; Rodentia; Heteromyidae
Gene: Slc24a5
Product: solute carrier family 24 member 5
Exons: 9
Coding region: 1-1503 (500 amino acids)
Biological process (GO): intracellular calcium ion homeostasis; melanocyte differentiation; calcium ion transmembrane transport
Cellular component (GO): membrane
Molecular function (GO): calcium, potassium:sodium antiporter activity; calcium channel activity
Source: RefSeq, a predicted model, not a curated record
AUGCACACAAGACGGGGCCCAAUAUGGGCAAGAAGGGCCCUGCUGCUCUGUGGCGUCUGGGUCUCUGCAUGCCUGCCCCUCCCUGGUGCCUCCCAGGUCCAGAGUCUCCCGAAGGCUACAGAAAAUGGCACCCAAUGUGUUAUUUCUCCAUCCUCGGAGUUUCCUGAAGGAUUUUUCACAAAGCAGGAGAGCAGAGAUGGAGGCAUCAUAAUCUACUUCCUAAUUAUCCUCUACAUGUUCAUGGCUGUGUCCAUUGUCUGUGACCAGUACUUUAUACCCUCCCUGGAAAUCAUCAGUGAAAACCUUGGACUGUCUCAGGAUGUAGCAGGUGCAACUUUCAUGGCAGCUGGAAGCUCAGCUCCAGAAUUAGUCACUGCUUUCCUAGGUGUAUUUGUCACAAAGGGAGAUAUAGGCACUAGCACCAUCCUAGGAUCUGCAAUUUACAAUCUCCUUGGUAUCUGUGCAGCCUGCGGCUUGCUGUCUAAUGUGGUUUCAACACUAUCCUGUUGGCCCCUAUUCAGAGACUGUGCAGCCUAUGCAAUUAGUGUAGCAGCAGUUUUUGGCAUAAUAUUUGACAACCAAGUUUACUGGUAUGAAGGAACUUUACUGCUUCUGAUAUAUGGAUUGUAUAUCUCCGUGCUGUGUUCUGAUGUUAAAAUUAGCCAGUACAUCAUGAAGAAAUGUGGUCCCUGUUGUAGCUGUCUUGCCAAAGCUAUGGAGGAGGGCAGUGAACAACAGGCACUGGUGGGAUGGGAAGAUGAUCACAUGUUCAUUCGUCGGCAGUCAAGAACGGACAGUGGGAUAUUUCAUGAAGAUUCUGAUUACUCCCAGGUUUCUAUAAGCUUACAUGGACUUAAUCAGGUUUCUGAAGAUCCACCAAGUGUUUUCAACAUGCCUGAAGCAGACUUAAAAAGAAUUUUUUGGGUAUUAUCCCUUCCUAUUAUUACACUACUUUUUCUAACAACACCAGAUUGUAGAAGAAAGUUUUGGAAAAAAUACUUUGUGAUAACCUUUUUCAUGUCUGCACUAUGGAUAUCUACAUUCACAUAUAUCCUGGUUUGGAUGGUCACAAUAACUGGGGCAACACUAGCGAUUCCAGACACAGUGAUGGGCCUUACUCUACUAGCAGCAGGAACGAGCAUACCGGACACCAUUGCGAGUGUGUUAGUUGCUCGCAAAGGUAAAGGAGACAUGGCUAUGUCUAACAUCGUGGGAUCCAAUGUGUUUGAUAUGCUGUGCCUAGGUAUUCCCUGGUUUAUUAAAACUGUGUUUACAAACCCAUCAGUUCCAGUAGAGGUGAACAGCAAAGGACUCACUUAUAUAACCAUCUCUCUCAAUAUUUCAAUUAUUUUUCUUUUUCUAGUAGUCCAUUUUAAUGGCUGGAAACUGGACAGAAAGCUGGGAGUAAUCUGCCUAUUAUUAUACUUGGGACUUGCUGUAUUAUCAGUUCUAUAUGAACUUGGAAUCAUUGGAAAUAACAAAAUAAGGGGCUGUGGAGGCUGAUAUAUUAGUGUUUUGUGAAAAUGGAAUGGUAGGAGGGGCAGAGAAGGGAAACAUUUCUUCAUUUAAGUCAAAUAAAAAACAUCCUCAACUUUAGAAUGCAAAACUUAACAUACAGUAAUUAUUUAUCAUCAAAGAAAAACAACUUAAAACCAACCAAAAUCACAUCCUAAUUUGUCUGAACCCUUUUUCAUGGACAAUUAAAUAUUCUAACACAAGUUUUGAAAAAAAAAAUCAUCUGCCAUUUACCUAAAAGGAAGCUGAUAAAAGCUGGGAAAAUGACAACAAACAAAUCCUACUAUGAUGUCAUACUGAAAACAACAAGAAAUAGCUUAUUUCAUUAAAAACAGUACAACCAUUCAUUUAAACUGAAUGAGCAGACUUGCUGUCUUUUAGAAACCCAAACUUGAGAUUAACAAAAAUCACAGUAUAUUUUUAACAUUAUACUGCUGAAAGCUGGUGGGAUAUUCAAAAGUUCAUUAUUACAGCUUUUGUAAGCAUACAAUAUUACU